CUGGCCAACGUGGUGAAAUCCCGUCUUUACUAAAAAUACAAAAAAUUAGCCAGAGUGGUGGCAGGCGCCUGCAAUCCCGGCUACUCGGGAGGCUGAGGCAGGAGAGUCGCUUGAAACCGGGAGCCGGAGGUUGCAGUAAGCCGAGAUCGCGCCAUUGCACUCCAGCCUGGAAUACUGAAAGCGUGUUGGCUCUCGUUUCAUGAAGACAACGAUGAGGAUCACACCCACAACGACACAAUCAUGGUCUCUCAGGGUGACUUUGAAGCUAAGGAACAAAGUGCGCUGCCUGGGAAGGCUGGGUCUUGUGGAAGCAACAGGAAAGUAGAACGUGGUGUGGAAAGGGUUAAAACUGGCGCUCGGCGGGAUACAAGGCUCUGGGUAUCUUAAAGACCACGCGGACACACUUGUUUGGCUCCUGUCGCGCUCCGUAGAAUGAUUUCCCUGGGCCUCGGUGGGCCACGCCCCCGCAAAGAAGGACAACGCGAAGCUGCCCGCGUAGUGCCUGUUGCACUCUCCGAGGACCGGCCUGGCAGAGAUAGAAAACUCCCAGUACUCUUGCCUCAGAACCGCCUCAAUCCGGAAACAGAAACUCCCCAGGCCCGGCACCGCGCGAGCCACCUCUUUCGAGGGUGGGAGUGCACAUGCGCAUAGGGGGCCUGAAAAACCCUUAAAUACCGGCAUGCGUGAGGAUGAGGCCUUUUUCCCUGCCGCCGCCGAGUCGCGCGGAGGCAGAGGCUUGGGUGUGUUCAAGAUUCAGCUUCACCCGUAACCCACCGCCAUGGCCGAGGAAGGCAUUGCUGCUGGAGGUGUAAUGGACGUUAAUACUGCUUUACAAGAGGUGCUGAAGACCGCCCUCAUCCACGAUGGCCUAGCACGUGGAAUUCGCGAAGCUGCCAAAGCCUUAGACAAGCGCCAAGCCCAUCUUUGUGUGCUUGCAUCCAACUGUGAUGAGCCUAUGUAUGUCAAGUUGGUGGAGGCCCUUUGUGCUGAACACCAAAUCAACCUAAUUAAGGUUGAUGACAACAAGAAACUAGGAGAAUGGGUAGGCCUCUGUAAAAUUGACAGAGAGGGGAAACCCCGUAAAGUGGUUGGUUGCAGUUGUGUAGUAGUUAAGGACUAUGGCAAGGAGUCUCAGGCCAAGGAUGUCAUCGAAGAGUAUUUCAAAUGCAAGAAGUGAAGAAAUAAAUCUUUGGCUCACA
Symphalangus syndactylus (siamang) is the source of this 1199-nucleotide messenger RNA. RefSeq names its product ribosomal protein S12 (gene RPS12). Gene Ontology annotation, molecular function: structural constituent of ribosome. Gene Ontology annotation, biological process: translation. Gene Ontology annotation, cellular component: ribosome. The record is from RefSeq and is a predicted model, not a curated record. Lineage: Eukaryota; Metazoa; Chordata; Mammalia; Primates; Hylobatidae.